Blastocystis hominis is the source of this 2586-nucleotide messenger RNA. RefSeq lists its product as hypothetical. The record is from RefSeq and is a predicted model, not a curated record. Lineage: Eukaryota; Bigyra; Opalinata; Blastocystidae. The coding region runs from base 1 to 2586 and encodes 861 amino acids. Gene Ontology annotation, biological process: nuclear-transcribed mRNA catabolic process, nonsense-mediated decay. Gene Ontology annotation, cellular component: cytoplasm. Gene Ontology annotation, molecular function: RNA helicase activity; ATP binding; RNA binding. The transcript is spliced from 4 exons.
AUGGCCAAAAAAGUGAAGCAGGACAACGACGCAGGUGAAGAGAUAGUUGAGGCUUCAACUAUCCAGUGUGAUUACUGUAAAAAUCGUACUGGGUCAAGUCUCGUUUUUUGUCGUAUAUGUAAACGUUGGUUUUGUAACUCUACUGAUGUUCGGCAGGGUUCACACAUAUUUUUGCAUAUGUCGUAUACCCGCCAUUAUCAGGCUCUGUCUCACAAAGAAAGUGUGCUGAAGGGGAGCCGGUUUAAGUGUUCCUGUGGAAACUCGAAUAUCUUCGAUCUCUACUAUAGAAUGGUGAAUGGCGCGGUCAAAAUCCGUUGUUUACCUUCGUGCCUGUCCAAAAAUGCUCUUGAAGAUAAGGCAUUUGAUAUGGACUUGUGGAAACCAAUUGUUGAUGAUCGUCGCCUCACCCCAGCUAUCUGUACUAUUCCAAAUGUAACAGAGUACUGUUCAAUUUUGUCUGCUCAACGUAUCUCCCAGUACGAACACCAGCGUAUAGCGAAUAAAAGCUUGCGCAUUGAAGACGUUGUAGUAAACGACUAUUCUCAGGUUCGUCAUACCCAACAAGAGUACGACGAUUCUCUGGCUUACUACAAAGUUUUUGAACCCUUAAUUCGCAUUGAAGAGUAUGAUCAACGGCAAAGCUCGUUGGUCGAUGGAGACAAACAUGUUUAUGUUUCUUUCUUUCGAGAACACCACAAACAGGGGUACCAUCCCGUUGCUGUCUUUGAAAUCCAUAUGACAGAAUAUAGCCGUGGUAUAACGCAAUGGGAUAAUCUGGAGGAUUUGGACCAAGAUCAGGAUGAUGAAUAUUUUGAGAAAAAGAAAAGUUCGCAAGGUUCGAAAUGUAACCGAGCGGACGAGCAUGAAAAUCUGGUUGAGAUGAUGGAGAAUCAGAAUCAACUGGAUGAAGAGAUUUUACAGACGAACGAUUAUGAGAAUUUACUCACCUCUCGGAUUGAGUAUACUGGAAAGGUCAAGAAGAUUAAAUCCAUUCGUCCGGAAGUAAAUCUUUUUGAGUGUAGAUUGGUGAUUACGAGCAAAGAGAUUCCUCGGAACGUUUCUGCGUAUAAAAACGGGUAUUACGAUGUUCGCUUGCAAGAAGCGGGGACAUCGGCAGCCCGUCGACUUACCGCGAUUAAGCUCCUGGAUGACGAAAAAGCAAUUAGUCAGCACAUCUACAACAUUUUCUUAGGAAACAAAUCGAUGAUGAACAAACGUGAAUUCUACGUUUCCCACAGAGACCGCGAAGUGAGCUUCGAUGCUCCGAAUCUUCGCCCUCUCAACAGAUCGCAGCACGAUGCGAUCGCUUACGCCCUCCAAAGCGAAUUCACAUUGAUCCAAGGACCUCCCGGGACGGGAAAGACAGCCUACAGAAACGACCCCAAGCAUCUCUGGCGGUUCAAAACGCCGGGCCCCGUGCUGGUCUGCACGCCGUCGAACGUCGCGGCCGACGAAAUCUGCGCGCGAAUCCACCGAACCGGCGUGAACGUGGUGCGGCUGAUGGCCGUCUCCAAAGAGAGCAUGGAGAGCCCCGUGCAGGAGCUCUGCGUGCACAUCAAGGCGAGGGAGCUGAUGAAGGCCGAGGCAUCCGAGCUGCUGGCCAUCCAGACGCGCCACGAUGACGGAGAGGAAAUCGAAGAGGCGGACUGGCGGCACUUUAUGAAGGAAAGCGGAAAGUACAAGCGGCGAGUGAUUCAGAGCGCCGAUGUGGUGGUGUCCACGUGCGACAGCGCGGGGUCGCCGCUCCUCAGCGGCUGCGUGUUCAACUCCGUUCUGGUGGACGAGGCGUCGCAGGCCACGGAGUGCGAGACGCUGAUUCCGAUCGUGCACGGAGCGCAUCGCGUCGUGUUGGUCGGCGACCAGAAGCAGCUGCAGCCCGUGGUUCUGUCGGCAGUUUGCAAGCGAGCGGGGUACGAUGUGUCGCUGUUCGAGCGGCUAAUCGACUCAGGGAUGGAGCCGCAGCUGCUGUGCGUGCAGUACCGAAUGCACCCCGCGCUGUCGGUGUUCAGCAACCACAAAUUCUACGAAGGCCGCUUGGAGGACGGGAUCGGCGAGGCCAAUCGCCCGCUCAUCAAGUUCUGCUACCCCAACACGAAGGUUCCGCUGCUGUUCUGGAACGUGAAGGGCCGUGAGAGCAUCGGGAACACGGGCUCGUCCUUCCUGAACGUGCAGGAAGCCACCGCGGUGGUGAACAUCGUGAAGGAACUCAUGCAAUGCGGAAUCAAGGAGAAGAAGAUCGGAGUCAUCACCAGCUAUACCGGACAGAAGGUCCUGCUGAAGAAUCUUCUGCAGCAAAGCCGGCUGGGAAAAGUGGAGUGCGCCAGUGUCAAUACCUUCCAGGGACGAGAGAUGGAUUACAUUGUGUUGUCGUGCGUGCGAUCCAAUCCCAUGCGGAUAAUCGGGUUCUUGAAGGAUCCAAAGCGAUUGAACGUCGCACUAACGCGAGCUAGGUUUGGAAUGAUCAUUGUGGGAGACACGUCGGUUUUGAAGUACAACGAUCUGUGGAAAGAGUAUUUAUCGUAUCACCAAGCACUUAAUACACUGGUGGAUGGAAGUAUCGGUCAUUGGCAGGUUUCGGCACUGUAG